Messenger RNA from Cimex lectularius (bed bug), 1653 nucleotides. Its product is annotated as E3 ubiquitin-protein ligase synoviolin B-like. Gene Ontology annotation, molecular function: zinc ion binding. The transcript has a single exon. NCBI's taxonomy places the organism in Eukaryota, Metazoa, Arthropoda, Insecta, Hemiptera, Cimicidae. The coding region runs from base 165 to 1616 and encodes 483 amino acids. Gene Ontology annotation, cellular component: cytoplasm. The record is from RefSeq and is a predicted model, not a curated record.
AAAAGAACAUGUGCUGAGAUAAUUGUGCUGUUGUUACAUGAGAUCAUAUGUUGGAUAAAAUUUAAAACAAACGAAACAAAGACAAAAUUAUCACGCAUUGUUUUAUGUAGUAUUUGGACAGUUAGAUUUCGGUGUUAAUACAUUCUAUACCUUUUGUAGUCGAGAUGCUAUGGCUAAAGUUGUUAUUAGCAAGUUUGCUAUUGACAUCAGGAGUGACGCUAAACACAUACAGGCACAAAAAACAAUUUUACCCAACUAUUGUGUGCAUGUCAAAGUCGAAUGUGUCCAUGACAGCCCUCUAUAUACAAGGAUUCGUGCUGGUGUACAUUUUAGGGAUAGUGGUAAGAAAGAUUUUCUUCGGAAGGUUGAGGCAUGUGGAAAACGAGAUCCUCGCGGAAAGGUCUUGGUACUCUUUAACGGAAACGUGUUUAGCCUUUACGAUAUUCAAGGAAGACUUCACGCCGAGAUUCGUCGCUUUGUUCACUCUCCUUCUGUUCCUGAAAGCUUUUCACUGGUUGGCCGACGAGCGGAUAGAUCUAAUGGAAAGGACACCCGCCGUGUCACCACUUUUUCACAUAAGGAUGUUUACUCUUCUCAUCAUACUGGGCUCUUCGGAUUGCGCACUGCUCAUGUUCGCUUACAACUCGACGAUAAAGAGAGGUCCUUCGGGGCAGAUGAUAUUCGGUUUCGAGUACGCCAUUCUUCUCAUAACCGUAACAAAUACCAUGGUAAAGUACUUUUCUCAUAUUCGCGAUUUACACGAACGCACGUGGGAAAACAAGACCGUUUUUGUGUUAUAUACGGACCUAGUCAUCGGGCUGGUCAAAUCGUUGGUUUACUUGGCAUUUAUAAUAACAAUGUUUCGUGUUUACACCUUGCCCGUAUUUGCUUUGCGGCCGUUUUACCAAACGUUAAGGGAUUUUAAAAAGACGCUACGGGACGUAAUCAUGUCGAGGCGUGCUUUGAAAAAUCUGAGUAGCUUGUAUCCUGACGCGACGGCUGAGGAGUUGGCUCGGGAAGAAGUUUGCAUAAUCUGUCGAGAAGACUUACGGUCGAACGCAAAAAAGCUUCCUUGUAACCACGUCUUUCACACGUCGUGUCUUCGUUCCUGGUUCCAGAGACAGCAGACGUGUCCUAUCUGCAGGUUCAACGUGCUGGUGGCACCGAGGCCCGCAGAGAGUCAGGUACAACAACGGCCGGAGGAACAACAUUCCAGAAGAAGCGGCGAAUCGAACGAGUCGUCUCAACGAGAUAGAACGACGACGCGUCAAUGGCGACGUGCUGUUUCAUCACGCGAGAGGAGACAUCGCAGUUCUCGGCUUCGGCGGCACAAAGCGUCCGACAUGACCGACGAGGACAUGAAGCGAUUGCGGUCCGCGACCAUCCACGGCUUGGAAAAAAGGAUGAACAGCCUUCGUGAAGUGCUCAAAAUGACUGAAUCCACUCUCCUUAUGCUGUCCCGGUACUAUUCCGAGAUGGAGGUGAAAACACUGCAGCUCAGUUUUUCCUCAAAGAGGAGCGACUCUCACACGCAGACGGACUCGACCUCUUUGACUGAAUCGGAAACGCAAACCGAGGAAAACGGGGUAAGCGAACAGACAUCAAUAACAAAUUGAAAUUAAUCGAAAAUAAAAAGGAGUUGUUUUUCCUACG